GAUGAAAGAUGGGUGCGUGGGCGCGCGGAGAAGACUGUGCUUCAAAAUGUAAAGACUUCCAACCUGAUUCUCUAUUGCGUUUCUCUUCUUCAUAAUUCAGUUUUAACGGAAGCCCCACAACUCAGCUAGUUCCCAUCCCGUAGGAAUGAAUUCUGAAAAAUGAGAAUUUAGAAAUGAACUCUAUACUAAAACGAGAAUAUGAUCCAAAGUUAUCAGUCUUUGGCAACAGAUUGAUUUCAUUUGUCAGAGCUCCUCAAACCCAUACAGUUUCCUCAGACCAAAAUUCUGAAAACUCCGCUACACCCCACCUGUCUCGCUCCUUCCAAGAACACGACAAGUCAGUAUUCUUGGCCCUAUCUGAAACCAAAAUCCUGCAUGGUCGUUUCCUCAGAACAGAAACUUCGGUUAAGAACUAUUCAGCUGUCAAAUCUUUACUGGAUGGGUACUAUAAAUGUUCAAGAAUGGACUACGCAGUUAAGUUGUUCGAUAGAAUGGCUAUCCCAUAUACGUUUUGCUGGAACCAGAUGAUUUCGGGUUGUAACAGGGCGCUGUUGUUCAGAGUUUCAUGGGAAUAUUUUUGUAGCAUGCACGCAUCAGCCGUAUGUAUGGAUAGGUUUACAUAUGGAGGAGCUCUUUCUGCUGGCGAAGCUUUAGAAUCUGUGGUGUGCGGCGAACAGGUUUAUGGUCUCGUAAUGAAAAAUGGGUUCUUUUCUAAUGGUUAUGUAAGGUCUGGGAUGAUAGGUUUGUUUGUUAAGAGUUGUAGGUUUGAUAAUGCUUUAAGGGUGUUUUAUGAUUUUCAAUGCGAUAAUAUCGUUUGUUGGAAUAUAAUUAUAUCCGGAGCUGUUAAACAUCGAAAAUAUUGGAAUGCUGUAGAUAUGUUUAUUCAAAUGUGUUAUGGGCAUUUGAUGCCAAAUGGUGUAACUAUCUCAACUGUGUUAAAAGCUUGUGCUGCAGUUAAGGAGUUUGAGAUGGGGAAGAUGGUCCAAGUAUGGGCAACUAAAUGUGGUUAUGACAAUGAUGUAUUUGUGCAGACUGCUUUGGUUGAUAUGUAUGCCAAAGGAGGGUAUAUGAAUGAGGCUGUGAAGGAAUUCACAAAGAAGCCAGUUCAAAGUGUUGUUUCUUGGACAGCUUUGAUAAAUGGUUUUGUUCAGAGUGGAGAUUAUGUUUCAACAUUUCAAUUAUUUGAUGAAAUGAGGCAGAAGGAGGUUGAAAUAAAUGACUUUACCAUUUCCUGUGUGCUUACAGCUUGUGCUGAGCCAGCGAUGAGUGUAGAAGCAAUGCAAAUCCAUUCCUGGAUUUUUAAAGCUGGAUUUUAUCAGGACUCACUGGUUAUGAUCGCUUUGAUCAGUAUGUAUUCCAAGAUUGGGGAAUAUGGUUCAUCUGAAAUGGUCUUUGCAGAGACUGAAGAUCUCAAGCACCUUGGUGUAUGGGCUAAUAUGAUUUCUGCAUGUUUGCUAGGCUGCAGUUCCUCUAAGGCAAUUCAUUUAUUUCAGAGAAUGUUUCAUGAGGGGGUCAAACCAGAUGAAUUUUGUUGUUCUAGUUUGUUGGGUGUUGUAAACUCUCUAGAUCUAGGUAGGCAGAUUCAUUGCUACACCCUUAAAAUUGGAUUAUUCAGUGAUGUUAUUUUGAGUAGCUGUCUCUUUGCAAUGUAUUCCAAUUGUUUUAGCUUGCUGGAAGCUUACACAAUUUUUGAGCUUAUUGAGUGCAAAGAUUCUGUCUCUUGGGCAUCAAUGAUUUCUGGUUUUGCACAUCAUGGGUAUGCAGAUGAAUCAAUCAAGUUGUUUAGAGAGAUGCUCUCUGAAAAUUUAAUGACUGAUGAAAAGACAUUAAGCUCUGUCUUAUCUGCAUGCUCCACUCUUCAGUGUCUGAAGAUUGGUAAAGAAGUGCAUGGUUUUAUUCUUCGAUGCAGAAUAGGUGAGUUUGCUAUUGUAGGGAGUGCACUGGUGAAUAUGUACGCAAAGUGCGGAGAUCUUGUUUCAGCAAGGAGACUAUUCCUCAUAAUGCCCCACAAAGAUAAGUUCUCAUGUUCCUCCUUGAUUGCUGGGUACAAUCAAAGAGGUUACGUUAAUGAAUCCUUUCAAGUGUUCAAUGAAAUCCUUGUGAAUGAUUUGCACGUCGAUGCUUUCACGAUAUCAUCUUUACUUUGCCCUGUUGGUCCGUUGAACCAAUCCGGCAUUGGCACCCAACUGCAUGCCCAAAGUAUAAAGCGGGGAUUAGACUCAGAUGCCUGUGUGGGAAGUUCAUUGGUCAUGAUGUAUUCAAAAUGUGGAAACAUUGAUGAGUGCUGCGCAGCAUUUAAGCAAAUCAAGAGUCCUGAUCUUAUUAGCUGGACGGCCAUGGUUGUAUGCUAUGCCCAACAUGGGAAAGGAGUUGAGGCCUUACAAGUUUAUGAGCUUAUGAGGAAAUGUGACAUCAUGCCUGAUUCUAAGACAUUUAUUGGUCUUCUUUCUGCUUGUAGCCAUUCUGGUUUGCUAGAAGAAGGGUAUUUUUUCCUGAACUCAAUGAAAGAAGAUUACAGUAUAGAGCCUAAUAACCGACAUUAUGCUUGUAUGGUAGAUCUUCUUGGUCGAUCAGGUAGACUGAAAGAGGCUGAGAGGUUCAUUUAUCAAAUGCCUAUACAACCUGAUGCUUUGGUUUGGAAAACACUGCUUGCUGCUUGCAAGGUGCAUGGUGAAAUUCAUCUUGGGAAAGUAGUCGCUGAAAAAAUUACUAAAUUAGAGCCGUAUGAAGCUGGAACAUACGUUUCUUUGUCAAAUAUCCAGGCAGAUGUGGGCCAGUGGGAUGAAGUUUUGAAGCUCAGAAGUACGAUGAGAGGAACUGGUGUGGUGAAGGAUGCCGGAUGGAGUUAUUUUUGAAGCAUUUUGCUAUAGUUUUUCAUUCUCAGAGUGAUUGUGAACAGAAAGAACCAGUGUGCUGCUCUUGCAGCCUUGUAGGUAAACCAGGAGCUGGAGAACCUUAAGGAUAAGAUGAACUGAUAUUUCCACCAUCUACAAUGAAAAGGUGGCCAACCUAAGGAGGGACGCCCCAAGGGCACAUCUACUGAAGUUGUGGUGGGGCUCAAAAUGACCAAAGAGUUCAACUAGCCAAGGGAAGACUCAGUGGCUAGUCAGCUGGCUCACAUUGCCAGGGGCUGUGUGGCCACUGGCCACCUCUAAUGGUUAGCCUGUCCUGAAAAACUUCCAGCUAUUGCCUUCUCAGCACAAAAAGAAUGUACAUGCUGAUAAAACCUUGAUGAGCUUGUAUCACCGAGAGUUCAAUAGACUAAUGAGGGUCCGAUUUCCUGAGUUUGAUGAUCCUAGUGGGCAAGCUGGGGAGCUCCUGUACUAGAUGGUUGUUACAAAUGUCCACAAAGUUGAGGCUCUUGCUGCAUGUCAGAUGCACAAAGUAUGCUGCCACUGCCGACUCAGAAGCUCGUUACAGAUUCAAAAGCUCAUCAUCUCCGAAAAGGUGUUGGUCAGUGGCAUGACUGCAACAGUGAAGUGGCUGCGACAUUCGAGCGGUCCCAACAGUAGAGGUGUUGCGCCGUGAUGGAAGCCCGUAUGACCUAGAGCAGGUGGAGGGAACUUGCUCGAUUUUGUCCAAAGUUUAAAAGGUCUUGUUGUAGUGGAUUCUCAGCGUGAAGAAACUUUCACAGAUGGGCGAGGCUCAUGCGAAUGGGGAUAAAAAGAGAGUUGUUUUUGUGACUGUUGGGACUACUUGUUUUGACGAUCUUGUUAAAGCGGUACAGUCCUCAAACUAGGAAAGAAUUGUUCAAGAAAGGCUUUACAGAUAUUAUCGUUCAAAUGGGUCGUGGAAACUAUGUUCCCUCAAAGUCAAUCAGGUAGACUGAAAGAGGCUGAGAGGUUGAGAGGUUCAUUAUCAAAUGCCUAUACAACCGGAUGCCUUGGUCGAUCAGGUAGACUGAAUGAGGCUGAGUGGUUCAUUUAUCAAAUGCCUAUACAACCUGAUGCUUUGGUUUGGAAAACACUGCUUGCUGCUUGCAAGGUGCAUGGUGAAGUUCAUCUUGGGAAAGUAGCCGCUGAAAAAAUUACUAAAUUAGAGCCAUAUGAAGAUGGAACAUACGUUUCUUUGUCAAAUAUCCAGGCAGAUGUGGGCUAGUGGUACAAAGUCUUGAAACUCAGAAGUACGAUGAGAGGAACUGGUGUAGUGAAGGAUGCCGGAUGGAGUUAUUUUUGAAGCAUUUUGCUAUAGUUUUUCAUUCUCAGAGUGAUUGUGAACAGAAAGAACCAGUGUGCUGCUCUUGCAGCCUUGUAGGUAAACCAGGAGCGGGAGAACCUUAAGGAUAAGACGAACUGAUAUUUCCCCCAUCUACAAUGAAAAGGUGGCCAAGCUAAGGAGGGAUGCCCCAAGGGCACAUCUACUGAAGUUGUGGCGGGGCUCAAAAUGACCAAAGAGUUCAACUAGCUAAGGGAAGAGUCA
Messenger RNA from Cuscuta epithymum, 4419 nucleotides. NCBI's taxonomy places the organism in Eukaryota, Viridiplantae, Streptophyta, Magnoliopsida, Solanales, Convolvulaceae. The record is from the annotation of a GenBank genome assembly.